CCAUGAGGUCUUGUCCCAAUCAUACCUAUGGUAACACUACAGAGUGCGGCAGUACAUCGAUCGGCUAUAGCUUUGAGUUUGUUGUCAAUAUUCUCUGAUUUUACCUCCACCCUCGCCGUCAAGGCAACCCAAACUCCAACGCCUCCGUCCAACGCCUCGAUCCCCCAACGCCUCCGUCCAACGCCGCCGACCAACCCAAACGCCUAUUGCCCAUACCCGAUGCCUUAAACGCCUAAACGCCCGAUGAACCUUUUUUGUUUACACUCCACGUGUUCGCAUUCUGAGAUUUACGGUUCACUAUGGGCCGAGUUUCGCGUGCGCCGGCUUGGAGACUGGAGUCAUUCGCAAAGCUUCCAAUCCAGUUCAGGUACCGAGCCUGUAACUUCGUUAGCACUCUGAGCCGAGGCCUCGCGUUGGCCUCUUGGCCAUUUGACCACUCGACCGCUGCUGUUAUUGUUAAAAGGACGUGUCCGGUUUUGACUUAUAACCCCUCCUCAAAC
This is a messenger RNA of Lasiosphaeria miniovina, 500 nucleotides long. RefSeq lists its product as uncharacterized. The transcript is spliced from 2 exons. The record is from RefSeq and is a predicted model, not a curated record. Lineage: Eukaryota; Fungi; Ascomycota; Sordariomycetes; Sordariales; Lasiosphaeriaceae. Bases 28 to 228 code for a protein of 66 amino acids.